Messenger RNA from Quercus robur (English oak), 714 nucleotides. RefSeq lists its product as uncharacterized. The transcript has 2 exons. The record is from RefSeq and is a predicted model, not a curated record. Lineage: Eukaryota; Viridiplantae; Streptophyta; Magnoliopsida; Fagales; Fagaceae. The coding region runs from base 1 to 714 and encodes 237 amino acids.
AUGGCAGAGAUGCUUUUGAAGGCACAGAAGUACAUAAAUGCUGAGGACGCCUUGAUUUUGACGAAGAUUAAGGACGAACAGUAUCUUAAAUGUCCCAGGCCACUCCACUCGUUGCCUAGUGUGCGCGACAAAAGGAAAUACUGCUGUUUUCACAAAGACCACAGGCAUUACACAGACGAUUGCCGAGAUUUGAAGGAGCAAAUAGAAGAACUUAUAUGGAAAGGGAAAUUACAGAAGUACGUGAAAAGGGGAGAUUCUAGCAGGUAUAGGGACGACAAGAAGGACCAACACGAAGGCUCUCAGAGAGACGAAGACCACCUACCACUUUGUCCACAGAGUGCAAUAAGGGAAAUAAAAACCAUCACAGGAGGACCAUCCACAGGUGGGUCAUUCAGAUCCCUCAAGAAGUCAUACCAAAGGCAGGUGAACAGUGUCCAUAGCCUGCCUUCCUUGAAGCAAAGACGGACAAAACAAGACAUGUACUUCUCAGAAGAAGAUGGUAGAGGGUUAAAGCAACCUCAUGAUGACCCACUGGUCAUUAUAAUCAUGAUUGAGGGAUUCAACACAAGAAGGGUUCUGGUAGACAAUGGGAGCUCGGCGGACAUUAUCUACCUUUCUACCUUUCAGCAAUUAAAAGUAGACCAGAAGAGACUUCGUCCUUUCGAGUCCCCCUCAUUAAUUUCAGUGGAGACAAGGUGUACCCCCAUGGAAUAG